This is a messenger RNA of Kluyveromyces lactis, 1260 nucleotides long. RefSeq names its product diphthamide synthase (gene RRT2). Gene Ontology annotation, molecular function: protein binding. The record is from RefSeq and is a predicted model, not a curated record. Bases 1 to 1260 code for a protein of 419 amino acids. Lineage: Eukaryota; Fungi; Ascomycota; Saccharomycetes; Saccharomycetales; Saccharomycetaceae. The transcript has a single exon.
AUGGCUCAACAAUCUUUACAAAAGCACCCGCAUGAUGAGGAUGCAGAGUACGACUCCAACAUAGGUAUUGCAUACCACCUUAGAGGAGCGACAAAAUUAGAAGUCAAGAGUUUCUGCAGAAUGGAAGAAACUGCAGCUGAUAAAAGGGUUACCACGCGUCUUCCUCCAUGUUGCUUGUGUAUUUUAAGAGAGAAAUUUAUCAUUGUGGGUACCUAUCUCUUGCAUAAGGACUCAGGCAAUCGAACUGGCUCUAUUGAGGUUUAUGAUAAAGAAUUGAACCUUCUUUCUAGCAUAAAAACCUAUGGGGCAAUUUUAGAUUUGAAGCUCAAUCCAUUCGAUGAUACUUUACUCGCAACAGCUCAUUCAACCGGUAAUAUGAUUCUGUGGACGAUAUCUGUCGACGAUGAUAAUUCAUCAAUUGAUAUCAAACUAUUGAACAACCUUCAAGUAUUUGAUCCCACAUGUCUAAUAACGUCUCUCCAGUUUUCUCCAUUGCUGGAUAAUCUCGUACUUUUAACCACUACUAAUGGGGAUUUUGCUACUGUUGAUAUCAUACAUGGUGAAAUAUGCUUUAUAGAGGAGGUGGAGCCAUCGUAUUUCGACUCCUCAACAAUAAAUUAUAUUGAGGUGCCAAAUGCAGACAUCAAAGUUAUAAAUGUUCAGAAUGACCAUGAACAAAUCUUUCAUUUCAAACAUUCUUUGGAGUGCUGGACCGGCGAGUUCGGCUGUUUGGCUCCUUUGAAAGAUGUUGUAUUCACUGGUGGUGACGACUCUGCAAUUGCAGCUCAUGAUUUGAAUUCAGGCAAAAAGAUCUGGUCCAAUUCAAAAAUUCAUCAAGCUGGUGUUACGGCAAUUAAGGCUGCUAGGGAGACAUUUAGAGGCAACAAGCCAACAAGUUUAAUCACAGGCUCUUAUGAUGACCAUAUACGAUCCUUUGAUCUAAGAAUGCUCUCAGAAACCACAAUAUAUCCAGGGACAGACGUCCCUGUGGUUAAUAAAUGGGAAGACAAUUUACAGGGUGGUGUUUGGAGAUUCUCGGAGGCCCCAACGAAUGACGGACUGUCAAAUAACAGACUUAUGGUUUGUUGCAUGUAUAAUGGUGCGAAGGUUGUCAACGUCCAAAACGAUCAUUUCGUGACCGAGCAGUUUAUAAAAGAAGGGCAUGAAUCAAUGUGUUACGGUGGUGAUUGGAGUAAAGAAACAGUUGCAACUUGUUCUUUUUAUGACAAGUCCCUACAACUUUGGAAAAGUCCAAAUUAA